Messenger RNA from Diplodia corticola, 1404 nucleotides. RefSeq lists its product as uncharacterized. The coding region runs from base 1 to 1404 and encodes 467 amino acids. Lineage: Eukaryota; Fungi; Ascomycota; Dothideomycetes; Botryosphaeriales; Botryosphaeriaceae. The transcript has a single exon. The record is from RefSeq and is a predicted model, not a curated record.
AUGCCAUCCUACGUUGACCCUCAGAGCGAUGCAGACAAAACCCGAGCAACACGAAAAGCGCCAGUAACAUCGCAUGAACAUCCAACAAAUGAGCUGAAAGACUGCUGCCAGCCGUAUCGAAGUUCGACAGGUUCUUCGGAAACCGACCGCGAGGAGACACCACUUGAAGACCUCUGGAAACCUCCCGAACACCGGCCAGAUUACAACCCGUUAACGGCAUGGACGCCUGACUUCUGGCGUGUAGAUGCGAACUCCCGGUACGGGAGAAGGAUCUUUCGGAGUUUCAUCUUCCCGUGCAUAGCCGGACCCUCACCGCUGAAAUCGCGAAGAGAAGCCAUCCCAUGGGCUGAUGAAUUUGUGCAACAGAACUACCGAGUCUAUCGCGGAUUCCCAGAAACGGAGAAGUACCAUGCCGAGACUAACUCAAAAUCCGUCAUAGGGAGGCUCGCUGAUCUCAUCAACGCUUUUUAUUUCCAUGUAUAUCGAAGGUCUUUUCGCAAGAAAGUGACGGAGGGCAAAACCCAGCCAAUCCAAGACCUUCGCGAACAUCUUUACCAAACGCUCAACCUUGAUCGCAAAGGCCUCGUCCACUCAAACUGGACGUCAUACAACUCACUCAAGCCCGGUGGAGACCACUUUGAGACAGCGAUAGCACUGUGGUGCAGCGUGAUGAACAACCCUGGCGAUGGGGAAGCGUAUCGCAUCGAACUCCUGGGCAAGCGAGUCGCAAUCUUUGGAGCGUCCACGUUCGGGAUUCCGGAGAUCCAAACGCUUCGCGACAAUCCAGUGCGAGCGGUCCAACUCCUGCAGGCACACGCCAAGUCUGUCAAUCCAGCCUCUCAUACGUUCUUUGACGUACUGGAAGAGAAGGAGCGGAAGAUCAGAGACUUGGAAUCGCGACUGGGCAGGUACAAGUGCAUUGCCGCAGAUCUGUAUUUCCGUCACAUCUUGGAACAGCUACCGGGCUCAGUCCCCCUGGAUAGCAACAAAAGACACACGGCAAGCGCAACAAAGCAGUGGGGGGAUUUCCUCAAGAAGGCUGUGGAAGGAGCCGACGACGUCCAACACCCGUUGCACCCACUGCUCAGGCUUUUGGAUGACAAGCAGAAGAUAGCCAGAAUGCUUGGGGAGGCCCUUUACCGAUCGUUGAGCAUCAACAUACAUCAUGAGUUCAUCUCUCUCGACUCAAAUACGUCAAGGGACGGCUACGGGCAUAUAAUACCUGAUCUCCGGUACUCAAAACUGGAGCAAGCUCUCUUCAAGGCAAUCCUUCCGUCGGCCGAACAGGCUGGUGCACAACCCGACUGGGAUCUUGAAAGGGACAGGUACAUUACCACUCCAAUUCAAGGCCAAAAUUGGCGAGAUACAGCUGGUAAAUGGAAUGAGGAUUUCUACGUAGCAUGA